AUGGAUCUAUCCCAAAUUGAACUCGCCUUUAUACUUGCUUUCAAUAACAAACUGGCAUGCUUACUGGCGAUCUUGGUCUUUUAUCUUCUCAUUACAGCAAUCUACUACGCCUAUAUACACCCACUUGCCAAGGUCCCAGGCCCCAAACUAUACGCUGUUACUCAAAUUCCCUACUUCUACCAUAUUACCCAAGGGAGCUGGCUGGACAAGCUUAACAAGCUACAUGAUCAAUACGGUCCUGUCGUGAGAUUCGCCCCUAAUGAUAUAUCCUUCAUUACUGCCAAUGCGGUUAAGAUUAUUUACGGCUCCAAGGCAGGCGGCUUCGCACCUUUCGAUAAGGACUUGCGAAUGUAUAGGCAUGGCAACCCAGUUAAGGACAUUGUAACUGCUGGCCAUGAAGAUCAUAAGCGCAUACGUCGCCAUCUGGCUUACGCAUUUUCGAUAAAGGCUCUCCGCGAUCAUGAGAGUAUCCUGAACCAAUAUGCUGAUAAAUUCAUUUCAAAGCUGUGCCAGAGGGCAGGUACUGAUGUAGACAUGGUGGCGUGGUUCAAUUACGUUACCUUUGAUGUCAUGGGUCAUCUCUCCCUUGGUCAACCAUUCGGAUGCAUUGAUACCGGCCAUUAUCACCCUUGGAUUACGCUCAUCCUUUCAAGUCUGAAGGCAUUUUCUUUUAUAACAGUCAUUGCUCGCUUAGGAUUCGUUCAAUGGAUCCUUUGGCUGAUCCCAACACACCAGGACGAAACUUUGAAGAAUGACUUGCAAUUUGUUGACCGUGCGGCAUCAACUCGUUUAAACACCGGAGAUACCAAGAGUCCCGAUAUCAUGUCUUAUAUCCUUCGUCAUGACGAUGGGAAAGGCAUGUCAAAGGCUGAGAUCCUCGAAAAUGCAAGCCUGCUUAUUGCUGCCGGCGGCGAAACAACAGCCUCGCUCCUGAGCGGCACAACAUACUAUUUACUAACCAAUCCUGACAAGUAUAAGACGCUAGUUGAUGAGAUUCGCUCUACAUUCACAUCCGAGGACGAGAUCACUCUACCUCGUGUAAAUCAGCUUCAGUAUCUACUAGCUGUUCUCAACGAAGGCCUUCGCAUAUACCCACCAUCUGCUACCGGUCUCGCGAGAAUUACUCCACCUGGGGGCAAGAGUAUCGAAGGAUAUUGGAUCCCUGAAAAUACUUCAGUUUCUGUCCCUCAUCAGUCUGCAUACUUAUCAGCUUACAACUUCAAAGACCCGCGACAGUUCAUUCCAGAACGCUGGCUAGGCGACACGAAAUAUGCCAGUGAUAACAGGGAUGUGCUACAGCCUUUCUCUACCGGGCCUCGAGACUGCAUUGGUAAAAGUUUUGCCUAUGCUGAAAUGCGACUGUUAUUGACCCGACUGCUUUGGAGGUUUGAUCUCGAACUUUUGCCACAAAGCAAAGACUGGAUCGUGCAAAAGGUUUACUUCCUCCAUGAGAAGCCAGAAAUGCAUGUCCGGAUGACGGAGGUUGUCCGAGGGAGCCUAGAAAUAAGUUAG
Messenger RNA from Fusarium fujikuroi IMI 58289, 1512 nucleotides. RefSeq names its product related to isotrichodermin C-15 hydroxylase (cytochrome P-450 monooxygenase CYP65A1). Lineage: Eukaryota; Fungi; Ascomycota; Sordariomycetes; Hypocreales; Nectriaceae. The transcript has 5 exons. The coding region runs from base 1 to 1512 and encodes 503 amino acids. The record is from RefSeq and is a predicted model, not a curated record. Gene Ontology annotation, molecular function: oxidoreductase activity, acting on paired donors, with incorporation or reduction of molecular oxygen; monooxygenase activity; heme binding.